Messenger RNA from Cordyceps militaris CM01, 1089 nucleotides. RefSeq names its product glycerate dehydrogenase. The transcript has a single exon. The coding region runs from base 1 to 1089 and encodes 362 amino acids. Lineage: Eukaryota; Fungi; Ascomycota; Sordariomycetes; Hypocreales; Cordycipitaceae. The record is from RefSeq and is a predicted model, not a curated record. Gene Ontology annotation, molecular function: oxidoreductase activity, acting on the CH-OH group of donors, NAD or NADP as acceptor; NAD binding.
AUGGUCAUAUUGGACGACUACCUCUCUGUGGCGCAACCGCAUUUCUCACAUAUAGCCCCAGCCGACAUUAAUAUCGACAUCUUCAGGUCGCACGUGCCCCAAAACACACUGGAAGAGAAAAGCGCACUUGCCGAGAAGCUUCGCCCGUACAACAUCAUAUCUGCAAUGCGCGAAAGAACACCCUUUCCAUCUGAGUUACUACGCAGCUUACCGAACCUGAAGCUGCUGCUAUGCACCGGGACCCAGUUUGAGACGUUUGACCUUGAAGCGGCCAAAGAGCUCGGCAUCACCGUUGCUGCGGCUCCGGGAAAGGGCCGCACCGACAGGCCCGAACCUGCGGGGAAGCCGCUUCCUACCGAUAUUAAACAGGGAGGCGGCCACCCAACGACGCAGCACACCUGGGCGCUCAUCCUCGCGCUCGCCAGAAAUGUGGCCUUUGACGAUGCCGUGGUCAAGUCGGGCGGCUGGCAGUCUGCCCUCGCGACAGGCCUCGCGGGGAAAACGCUCGGCGUCGUCGGUCUCGGGCGACUGGGUGUGGCUGUGGCGAGAAUCGGCGCGUUGGCUUUCGGUAUGCAGGUGGUGUGCUGGAGCGCCAACCUGGACCAGGACAAGGCGGACAAGGCUGCCGCCAGCCUUGGCCUGCCACUGGAGAAUGAAUUCGGCGAAAGAUCCUUUCGGGCGGUCAGUAAAGAGGAGCUGUUUCGGACUGCGGAUGUCGUCAGCUUGCACUAUGUUCUGAGCGAGCGAUCCCGCGGACUGGUCAAUGCAGAGGCACUGGCCCUCAUGAAGCCCAGCGCGCUGCUGGUCAACACCUCGCGCGGCGCUCUGAUUGACCAGGAUGCGCUGCUGAACGCGGCGCAUCAAGGUCAGAUUCGUGGCAUAGCCAUGGAUGUCUUUGAGCAGGAGCCGCUCCCGGAAAGACACCCCUGGCGCAUCGAGCAAUGGGGUGUGGCGGGUCGGUCCAAGGUGCUCACCACGCCUCACAUGGGUUAUGUAGAUGAUGGUCUCAUGAACAGGUGGUACGCGGAGACGGCAGAGAACUUGGAGCGGUGGCUGGCAGGCAAAGAGGUCCUUCAUCGCCUGGUGUAA